Dalotia coriaria is the source of this 1648-nucleotide messenger RNA. Its product is annotated as sialin-like. Gene Ontology annotation, cellular component: plasma membrane. The record is from RefSeq and is a predicted model, not a curated record. NCBI's taxonomy places the organism in Eukaryota, Metazoa, Arthropoda, Insecta, Coleoptera, Staphylinidae. The coding region runs from base 63 to 1619 and encodes 518 amino acids. Gene Ontology annotation, biological process: monoatomic anion transport; transmembrane transport. The transcript has 4 exons. Gene Ontology annotation, molecular function: transmembrane transporter activity.
UUAAUGACACAAUGCCAAUUCAUUAUAUAUCAAUAUUUUUUAGAUAAAUUUUACGUGAAAAAAUGCCGCCUAAAGAUGAUAACCGUAGUAACAUCAGCGGGACUGAAACUAUCGAAUUCCUUCGCUGCAUUCCCGUCAAUUUAUACUGUCAUUGUUUACGAUGUGUCUGCUGUGGUCGAGCGACGACACAUCGUUUGGUCAUGGUACUUCUCAUAAUGACUGGGAUUAUCCUCUGUUAUACUCAUAGAGUAUGUUUAAGUCUAGCAAUCACCGAAAUGACUAUUCCAGUAAAUCGCACUAAGGCCGAUGUGGCUAACUCGUGCCCAAUGCCAACAUCCGGUAUAGAUCGACCUGUGAUCAUGGACAUCGAAGGUGGAAAGUUUCACUGGGACGAACAAACUCAGAGCUUACUCCUUGGAUCGUUUUAUAUCGGUUAUCUGCUGACUAACAUACCAGCCGGAUAUCUUUGUGAUAGGUUUGGUGCCAAGUGGGUUGUCACUAUUGGUUGUUUUAUUUCGAGCGUGUGCACUUUAGCAAUACCACCAAUGACUAUUUACACUUCAUGGCAUUUUGUUGUUGGGUUACGAGUGUUGACCGGGUUUGGCCAAGCACCUAUUUAUCCAGGUGCUACUCUGUUGAUGGCACGAUGGAUACCAGAUGCUGAACGCGCGUUAGUAGGUGGUGUGGUAUUGUCCUCGCUCAGCAUCGGUACUAUAGUGGGAAACAUUCCAACUGCUUUUAUUUUGGAAAAUAUGAAAUCUUGGGUGUGGGUGUUUUAUAUCUAUGGUAUUGCUGGGAUUGUCUUUUGUGUUUUGUUUACUAUAUUUGUCUAUUCAAGUCCACAAGUUCAUCCUUAUAUUACAGACGAAGAGUAUGAGUAUUUACAAGUGCGAAUUGCCGUUGGGGAAAAACACAAAGUCCCUUGGAAAGCUAUAUUAUCAGAUUGGACUGUGUGGGGUUGUAUCAUCUGCCAGUUUGGAAAUGAUUAUACCCUUUUCACGGUUAUCACCAACUUUCCUAAAUAUUUAAAUGACGUUUUAAAGUUUACAUCAAAGCAGGCUGGUUUACUUGUGUGCAUUCCACAAGUUGCCCUGUUUGUUGGAUCUGUUACUUUCGGUACCAUCACAGAUGCUAUGGUAGUCCAUUGCCGGGUGAAGAAAGUAACAGUAAGAGUAAUUAACACAUUCAUGGCAACCAUGGUACCAACUGUUUUACUCCUUGUUUGUUGUAAAUUGCGUUGUAAUCGCAUUGGUGCCAUCUCGGCAAUCACCUGCGGCAUGAUUACCAAAUCCAUGUUCUAUGGAGGCCUAAAAGUGAGCAUUAUCGAUAUUACUAAACACCACACUGGCCUUGUGGCGGCGAUUGUAAACGCCGCUGGUGGAGUUGCUGGAUUUAUUGCACCAUACACGAUUGGAAAUGUGGCAUCUGAGAAUACCUUUGAACAAUGGGAUCUUGUUGCUUACAUAAGUCUCGGUAUCUCUGUGGUAAGCAUCAUUCCCUACGCGUUAUUUUGUAAAGCCGAACGUAAAAUUUGGGACCAUCACGAUAACGUUCCUGAACCGGAAGAGGGCGAGAAAACUGGAUGCAUAAAAAUUUUUUCAUGUGUGAAUCGACAUUGAUAAAAUAUACACUUUAACGUUUUAAGUUA